GCCUCAGCCUCCUGAGUAGCUGGGACUACAGGCGCCCGCCACCACGCCCGGCUAAUUUUUUGUAUUUUUAGUAGAGACAGGGUUUUACCGUGUUCGCCAAGAUGGUCUCGAUCUCCUGACCUCUUCGUCCGCCCGCCUUGGCCUCCCAAAGUGCUGGGAUUAGAGGCGUGAGCCACCGCGCCCGGCCGGUCCACUAAUUCUUUUAAACUCUGUAAGGCAUUUUUUUUUUUCCUGUUUAAAUAUAUAUCGACAUUAGAUAGCUUUGGCUGUGGCAAAGAGGACCUGCUAUUGUAGGUCUGUGGGCUGGCAGUGACUGGGCUGGGCUCAUCUGAGAUUGGCGGGGCUCGGCUCUGUGCCAUGUACUGUCUCAUUCCGGAACAUGAACGGAAGGCGGGGUCGCUGUUGGGCAUGCUGUUCUCAGGAGGGCAAGCAAAGCUCUGGGGCACUGCUUCUGAAAGCCUCUGCUCACAAUCGGCAGCUGACACCUGCACACAAUCUCCACUGUUGCAAGAUGUCCCUCUUCAUGGAGAGCUGCCUGAAGCUGAGAGGGGUGCGAUGGACCUGAAGGCUGCACAGCGCCGGGUCUUACCCAAGGCUCAAGGUGACCGCUGCCUGGUUUCUGCUGGUGUUUAUUCAAAGCCUAAGGGCUCUCCAGUCAGCAGGUGGUGAAUCUAGUCAGACAUGUGUCCUACGCUUCAGGGCAAUGAGCUUCCCCUCAGCCUAAG
Molecule: messenger RNA, 725 nt
Organism: Gorilla gorilla gorilla (western lowland gorilla)
Lineage: Eukaryota; Metazoa; Chordata; Mammalia; Primates; Hominidae
Exons: 2
Coding region: 358-669 (103 amino acids)
Source: RefSeq, a predicted model, not a curated record